GCGCACAUUUUAAAUUCCUUUCAACUGACAACAACGAUGGACGAGAGCUUGCGCUGCAAGUAUACAUACAAGCCGUGCUUGAACCCACGUACGACCAAGAAGAACGGCGACCUCCACAUGCUCUGCGACUACCACCGCGACAAGGCCAACCAAGUCCAGAAAACACAUGCAAUCAAGCGCAAGCUGCGGCGUGCCCUCGAGAAUGCGUCGCCGCCGCUGGCGCCGGCACCAACGAGCUUGCCAAUGGAUGCAAUUGAGUUGGCCUAUCUCGAAGCCAUCCUGAACGCACACGAGGGACCGUCGACAAGCACAACGUCAUCGACAUCGACGACACACUUGACGGACGAAGAAUACGCGAUUCUAUUCGAACUAUUUUAAAUUAUAAGCAAAUCUAAAUCCC
Messenger RNA from Saprolegnia diclina VS20, 400 nucleotides. RefSeq lists its product as hypothetical. The record is from RefSeq and is a predicted model, not a curated record. The transcript has a single exon. The coding region runs from base 37 to 378 and encodes 113 amino acids. Lineage: Eukaryota; Oomycota; Saprolegniomycetes; Saprolegniales; Saprolegniaceae.